This is a messenger RNA of Plasmodium fragile, 2778 nucleotides long. RefSeq lists its product as uncharacterized. The transcript has 4 exons. The coding region runs from base 1 to 2778 and encodes 925 amino acids. The record is from RefSeq and is a predicted model, not a curated record. Lineage: Eukaryota; Apicomplexa; Aconoidasida; Haemosporida; Plasmodiidae.
AUGCAGGGAUGGCUGGGGGAAGAGAUACAACAAAUAUUACAGAGGUUUAUUGAAUAUGUCGCGGACAAUGACCACUGGGAGACCUACGGGAGCAACUGCAAUAACAGUUUUUAUUACCACAGUGGAACAAGUUAUUUGCACAAAGUUACGUGGCCCGGUACCAAGGUUAUGUGCAAAAUUAUGUCCACAGCACUAUUCUUCCUAACCGACCCCAGUGGUUUACUACAUUUUACGCAAGGAACGGACGCACGAGUUCAAAAAUUAAGAGAAUUUAUAGCGUGCACAAUUGUAAAUACAUUCAUGCAUAUACUGGAGGAGACAGUAUGUGAGGGACACUGGGGGAUACAGUAUGCAUGGCACGUCAUGAGGCAGGAGAUGGACGGGACGCCGACCAACAUUAUAACAACGGAGGAAUGUGUCGAAGGGUUCAUAGAUGACGUUAAACUUGGGCAUUGGAGUAUGAAGGCAAAAAUUAAGCAGUGGAUAAAGCAGAAGACGGACUUAAGGGCCUGGGUGCAGGAUACAGCAAUUAAAACAAUGUGUCCGAAGAAUGCAGACAAGAUUCACAGAAAGGAAAAGGGUAACUGGCAGGCGCGGGGGGAAAAUACAGAUAAUUAUGGAGAAACGGAAGUAAGGGAAAAAAUGGAGACAGGAAUAAAAGACGUCAUAGGAAGCGGAAUGCAAGAGAUAAUGAAAAAGGUGGGUGAACACUUGGAAGGACGAGGCAAACCACCGCAGACUGGACAACCGGGUACAGGAGCAAGGCAGCCAGGAUCGGGGACACACGCAGCUGCGGGACCCAAUGCGCCAACCACGAAACCAGGAGGAGCACAACAUGAUAGCAAGAACGAAACAAGAAGUGAUGAGGACGACACGCAUGGAGGCAAGAAACCGGAAGCUCCACCAGUUAAGCAACCAAAGGCCCCGACGAAUGCUGUUACGGAGACGAACGAUAAGAAGGAGCAUGGCAGUAAGGACCCCAAGAAUAAGCAUCAAGUACCACCAUCAGCAACGUCAGCCGCACAAACACCAGAGGGCACAUCCGCCACAUCGGGAGGAGCAUCAGUGGGGAGGAAUGAUCCCACAACAUCAGAAACAACACCAGUAACAACAACAGUAACACCUACACCAGCACCUCCUGCAGCACCGGCAGGAGGAGACAGUAGUGGACAAGAUCAAUCCUCGGGAGGCACCAGUACAGACCAGGUUGCACACAACAAAGGUAAGUGUACACAGGGGCCUCAGGUAUUUAAGGAAACAAAUACAGGCAUGGGCAUCUCCGGUGCUACAUCAAGCAUCGUCCUUUCCUUCGCACCUACGUCGGAAAACGAUGAUGACUGUGACAAGAAACCGCAGGACCCACAGGAAGGUACUGGAAAUACACCGGACACGACAGGUAACGGUCAGGAGGAUUCACGGCCCGCACCUGCAGCACCCCAGCCUGCCGCCGCAGCACCAACAUCAACGCCACACUCCACGCACACAGACGCCUUGUCACCUGUUGCCGCCGGUGCAACAUCCGCCGCCGGGGGCGCAGCGGCAGCCGGAGACGCAGCACCCACACCAGGACCAUCGGCAGACGUAACACCAGCAGGUGGCACUCACACAGACCAGACCACGGAGCAUGUGAACCGGGUACCAGCAUCCCCCGAUGGACACACUGCACAGCCUCAAGGUACCCCUGCUACGGGUAUAGACACUACACACACUGAUCCCCACACGACCAGGGUGGUGGACGCUGGCAAUGAUGACCCCCCUCCUCUCAAUCCACCCAAACCCAAACCGAACCCGGACCCAGAUCAAGCGGGUAGCAGCGGAUCCGCUGAAGGCGGGACUGGCAAUGAUCAAACUUCUGUUUCCUCCGGAGGCAGUGCCCCAAGUCCGCCUGCGGGAGCUGGAGGGGGAGGGACGUGCUCUAAAUCGGGUUCCCCCACUAUAAAUAGAGAUGAUAAGCCGGGAUUGGACUUAAAUUUUGGCAUAUAUUCAGUAGGUGUAGGUGGAUCCUAUGGACCAUAUGGGAAACCUGAGUCACCAGUAGGAACCACAGAUGCGCCAGAUGGAGAUUUUACUACUCCCGUCAUUACUGCAAAGGACAUCUUCCUUUCUUCCCCUGUUCUUAUGUUCUUUGAAUCCGUCACUUCCCUUAUCCUUCCCUUUUUCCUUGGCAAAGCGAGUACACUGGGCACAUCAUCGACUAAUGGCACAAGCCAAUAUGGCAUUACGGAUGCUAGUACAACCGUAUCGUUGAGUGAUGGAACGGACGUGGGAACGCGGGGGAAGCGUAAUUUUUACGGUGGUCGUGUGACGGGUAGUCCCGUGAAGAACACACUGUUCGAUGACAUGCGAAGAAAAUUUAAACCCAAGGUGCACGUCAAGAAUCCAGGACCUGUAAAGAAGAGGCCACAGGUUGGAACAGCGAAGAACAAGCUGAAGGAAUGUUGUCAGAAAUUGAAACGUUGUAAAAUGGGAAGAAAGGCAUGGUUGGCGCUUAUAUUAGUACUCUCAGUUAUUUACCCAUUACUUCUGUCCGAUGUAGGAGCAACCAUGUUGCCUGCGAUGUUUUAUGUGAUGGUUGGUCCAUUCACUUUUACGCAGUUCAUGCGCAGGUAUGGACCUUCCAUGCUGAUUCCAAUUAUUUAUUCCUGCGUGCUAGUAUGUUUCUGUCGCUCCAAGACAGGGAAAUGUUUAUUGGAUAAAAUUUGGAAGAAGAAGGAGAAGGAGGAAGCUCCCACAGAAACGGAAACAAAAGGAGUAAAUGAGGAGUCGAAGAACACGUAA